AUGGAAGAGAUAAAGGAGGCUGCAAUGCAGAUGGGAGGUUUAAAGGCUCCAGGUCCAGAUGGAUAUCAGGGAAUUUUCUUUCACAAAUAUUGGGACACUAUUUAUGAUGAAGUCAGAGGCAUCACAGAGGAUUUCUUCCUAAACAAUUGGAGUUUUGGUGCUUUGAAUAUUACAAACCUGGUUUUAAUUCCUAAAAUUCCAAACCCUGAGAGAGUUUCUCAUUUUCGCCCAAUUAGCAUAUGUAAGUUCUCUUUCAAGAUUGUAUCUAAAGUUAUGGCAAAUAGAUUGAAGUUGCGAAAGACAACAAAAAUGUACGAUUUGGGCAUCAAAAUUGAUAUGAACAAGGCUUAUGAUAGGGUGGAGUGGCAUUUCUUGGAAUCGGUCAUGCUCAAGAUGGGUUUUGAUGUUCGUUGGGUCAACUUGGUGAUGAAUUUGGGUAACACUUUUACACCAACGAGGGGCAUCCGACAAGGCGAUCCACUAUCACCGACUAAUACUCAGAACUGUCGUAAUAUGUGA
This is a messenger RNA of Prunus armeniaca (apricot), 519 nucleotides long. Lineage: Eukaryota; Viridiplantae; Streptophyta; Magnoliopsida; Rosales; Rosaceae. The record is from the annotation of a GenBank genome assembly.